UAUUUCACUGCAAAGCACCAACUAAAACAUUCCAUCUUUUAAAUAUCCCAAAAUGGGUUCUAAGGCAAUUGCAAGCACCGCUCUUCUUCUUUCACUUAACCUUCUCUUCUUCACUUUGGUUAGCUCAACCCAUCAUUAUGUCCCAUGUCCUCCAACCCCAAAGCCUCCAAAACCGCAUCCAAAACCACCAGCAGUUUUGCCCUCUUGCCCAAUUGAUACCCUAAAGUUAGGUGUAUGUGCUAACUUAUUAAACGAUUUGGUGCACCUUGUUCUGGGAACCCCACCAAAGACACCAUGCUGUCCUCUCCUUCAAGGCCUUGCUGACCUUGAAGCUGCCGUUUGCCUUUGCACUGCUCUUAAGGCUAGCGUUUUGGGCCUUAAUCUUAACGUUCCUAUCUCCUUAAGCUUGCUUUUGAAUUACUGUGGACAAGGUGUUCCUGCUGGAUUCCAGUGUGCUUAACUAGCAUGGGAAAAUUAAUAUUUCUAGUUUCUUUUUUUGGUUUCAGGGCUUGUUGGGAUUCGUUUUUCAUAUAGAUGAGGUGAAAUGUCUCUGUCACCAUGCAUCUAGCUAAUGGGAAAGAAACAAUAUAUGUUCACCAUUAUUCAAUAAUGCUUUGAUGGGAUCCUUAUUUUUGUUUCUCUCUCUAAGUUUAAAUGAAACAGAUAUUUUCUUCUUAUUA
Jatropha curcas is the source of this 680-nucleotide messenger RNA. RefSeq names its product Bifunctional inhibitor/lipid-transfer protein/seed storage 2S albumin superfamily protein. Lineage: Eukaryota; Viridiplantae; Streptophyta; Magnoliopsida; Malpighiales; Euphorbiaceae. The record is from RefSeq and is a predicted model, not a curated record.